AUGACUAUGAGACACAUCCCAACACCCAGCGCCCAGGGCGCUAUCCGAAUCCUGGUCAUCAAUCCCAAUACCUCAACUGUUAUGACCGAUGGCCUCAAGCCGAUAUUGAAGCGACUCAACUAUUCCGAUGUAGAGUACGAAUACUUCACAGCCCCCGACGAACCAGUGACUAUAGGCGGCCACACCUUCCAGCCAAUUUCCAGCAUCAACUCUGGGGAAGAGUCCGCCCAAUCAGCCCUUAACUGUUGGUCAGUCUUGGACCGAAUUUCGCAAUUCGAUGCAUUCCUGGUGGCGUGCUACUCGGCCCACCCACUAGUGGGCGUAUUGCGAAAGAACAUCCGAGAAUUCGAAAAGACCCAUCCGUCAACUCGCAAGAAGUACGUGACCGGUAUUUUCGAGGCCAGCGUCACCGCUUCCCUAUCAUUGAUCAGCGCAUUCGACUUUGUCACACUUGGUGAGCUGGAAAAGAAACAGGUCGAUGAGUCAUUUGGAAUUGUGACUACUGGCAGUAUCUGGAAGGAAGAACUUGGCAAGGCUGUCACCAAGAUGCUCGGCACCAGCAAUGGCUCGUCCCGUUUCGCUGGUGUUGAGACAACUGGAUUAACGGCAGUGGAGCUUCAUACAACUCCACCGGAAGAAGUGAAGCGAAGGAUCAUUGAUGCUACUCAGAGGCUGCUUCGGGAGUCGCCAGUUCCUGUGACUGCUAUUUGUAUGGGAUGUGCUGGAAUGGCAGGAAUGGAGGAGGCUGUCAGAGAGGGAUGUAUACGUGGUUAUGGGGAGAUUAAGGGACGAGAAGUGAGAAUUGUUGAUGGUGUGGUUGCAGGGGUUGGAACAUUGGUGACAUCGUGCAAGGCAGGAUUUUGA
Penicillium odoratum is the source of this 864-nucleotide messenger RNA. Its product is annotated as aspartate/glutamate racemase family protein. The record is from RefSeq and is a predicted model, not a curated record. The transcript has a single exon. The coding region runs from base 1 to 864 and encodes 287 amino acids. Lineage: Eukaryota; Fungi; Ascomycota; Eurotiomycetes; Eurotiales; Aspergillaceae.